Messenger RNA from Melospiza georgiana, 3853 nucleotides. RefSeq names its product LSM11, U7 small nuclear RNA associated (gene LSM11). The transcript is spliced from 4 exons. Gene Ontology annotation, molecular function: U7 snRNA binding. Gene Ontology annotation, biological process: mRNA 3'-end processing by stem-loop binding and cleavage. The record is from RefSeq and is a predicted model, not a curated record. The coding region runs from base 1 to 1002 and encodes 333 amino acids. Gene Ontology annotation, cellular component: U7 snRNP. Lineage: Eukaryota; Metazoa; Chordata; Aves; Passeriformes; Passerellidae.
AUGGAGGAGGACGAGGCGGGCGCGGCGAGCGCGGAGCCGCGGGGCCCUCGCCGCCGCUCGCCCAGCCCCGGCCGCCUGGAUGUGAGCUCCAGCCGCUUCGACCCGCUGCUGGCGCUCUACUCGCCCCGCACGCCGCUGCCCUUCCCCGCCGCGCCCUGCUUCAACAACCUCGCCGAGUACGAGAGCUUCCAGCGCGGCCUGCGCCGCCCGCACGGCCGCCGCGGUGCCGCCGCCAGCCGCGCUGCCACCGCCGCCCGCGCGUCCCGCCGGGGCCCGCCUGCCCCCGACCCCGAGCGCAUCCAGCGCCUCCGCAGCCUCAUGGUGAACGCGGACCCCGAGCAGGAGGAAGGCGGAACGACGAGGCGGCGGCGGCGGGCACCGCGCAAUGUCCUCACCAGGAUGCCCCUGCAUGAAGGCAGCCCCCUGGGGGAGCUCCAUCGCUGUGUCCGGGAUGGUGUCAGAAUCAACGUCCACAUCCGCACUUUCAAGGGCCUUCGUGGAGUCUGCACUGGCUUUUUGGUUGCAUUUGACAAAUUCUGGAAUAUGGCCCUGACAGAUGUGGAUGAGACUUACAGGAAACCAGUAAUGGGCAAAGCCUUCUAUGCAGAACCUCAGCUCUCACUGACCCGACUGUUUGACAGACUCAAGCUGCAGGAAUCCUCGGGGAAGAAGGGAGCUGACUCAAAGACUGUCUCAAAGGAGCUGGCCCUGACAAAUGACUCUCAGACGCUGACUUUGAAGGCUGGAUGUGGACGAGGGAGAGCAGAAGAGGAGCGUGAGAGGCAGAAACACUCGGGCAGAGCUGCAGAGAAGAGGACCCCAGGUGACAGAAGUGAAGCUGAUGUGGGCAGCAGGACUGCCCAGCCAGAGGGGGCCCGGGCCAGGAGCCAGCCCCGCAGAAGGAGGCGGCCCAAGGUGGAUUAUCAGCAGGUGUUCACACGCCACAUAAACCAGAUCUUUAUUCGAGGAGAGAAUGUCUUGCUUGUCCAUUUAGCACAUUGACUUGGCUGAGCCUUUGGCAGAGUAUUUAUUUGAUAGCAUGACUUGCUGCUGCAGCUCCCAUUGCUAUUUAGAGUUGUCAUUGAGUAGGAUGGUACCGUGGCUGGUUUCCCAUUGCCACGUCAAGGCAGGGGAAAGAAUUGUAACCUGAGCAUCCUGGGCUUGAUGCCAAAGCAGCCUCCUUGGAUCACUGUUGGGGGUCUUAGGAGAAGGUCAGCAACACAGUUGUUUCUGUGAUAUGAGGGAGUUAAGCACAGAUCCCUCUGUUUCUUAAAAGGAAGCUAAAUGGAGAGGGUUGUAAGAGAAUUUUGGUGUACUCUGUUACAGGAACUACUUGUGGCACACAUUUAAAGAUAAGAUCUGGACCUGCAAUAAAUCAGAAAUGCUCUUUUGCACAUUCUGAGUAAUAUCAAGAUGAAAUUGCUAAUGAAACCAACAGUUUAUCUGCUGCUGUUAUAUGGAUGUCCUCUUUUUCAGAUAUAACUCUGACAGUCAUUUUGAAAUAGUUCAUAAAAUAUUGGAGUCACAUCCUGCUGAUGGCUACUGGCCUCUUUGCCAUAGUUAGCUCUGUAAUGCUCUGUGUGAUAGAAAACCCCUUAAUUGUAAAGUAUUCUUUUAAUGUGGGUGAUGGCAGGACUGUAAGUUGUUUCCAGUAUCAAAGCUUAGGCUCUCUGUGAUGUUGUGCUUUGGCCCUGUGUCAGCAGCAAGCAGAUGAUGUAGCUGACUCAGAGACCUCUCUGUUUGGAGUUUAUUGUGGGUGAGGAUGGAAAAUUAUCCUUUUAUAUUUCACCCACUUGCUACUUAGUGUAAGAGUGAAGCUGGCAAAGAUUGGGUUUUUCUCAGGUGUGCUUGUGCUGAGCACACCUGUCCUGUAUUUAAACACCUUUCAGGCUCCCCCCUCUCUUGAAACCAGAGCUGCUGUGUCUCCAGCAGUUCUCAUGGAGCAGGAAUCUUCAUGGGUCUUUCCUGUCCAUGUGAAGGAUGCAUCAUCUAAUUCCAGUUGAGCUUUGGAGAUGUGCCUGAAAAGGUUUUGAAGUAUAGAAGUCAAACUCAUCAGUGUUUCAUUUUAGCAAGGCUGUUGUAUUAUUGCAGGUGAGGCCAAGGUUCAGCAGGUAUAAACUGCUUCCCAAAAAACCUACCUGCAGAAGUCUGAGAGUAAAUGAAGCUGUUCCAUUAUGUAGCCUGUUCCUUUGUUGUCAAAGGAGAUUUCAUGCUGCUAUUCUGUAUUCAUCCCAACUGCCUUGUGCUUUGCAGCAGCUCUGUGUGUUUAAGCUGAAGUUGGGAAAUUGCUUUGUGGCAGGACUGACAUUGCAUAUAGAUACCCUGAGUUCUCAAACUGAGUGGCUGUACUGUGGGUGACAUGGAUUUCUGUUGCUGCAGAUGCAGCAUUCUGCUUGCUUGGUCGUUAGGGAUAUGUCUGGUGUUUGGGUGAAGCACAGAAAUCAUUUUGCAGGCAUUCUGGACAUAGGAAGCAGCUGUUUGCCUCUGGGGGAGCUUGAAACUUAAGUCAACAUUUCAUAUGACAUGGGGCUUGAUGAGCUCAGCCAGUGAGCUCAAAGCCAAGUUCAGCCUGGGACAGAAUAAAAAGUACUGUUGAGGCAAAAUAAUUUCAUCAAGGGAGAAAAAGAAAAGAAAAAAAAUUAAAUACUCUCUGCAGCUUCUUCUGAAACAUUGCUUUACUGCUGUAAUCUCAUCCCUCUGUGAACUGAGACUAGGCACUGGAAAGAUUCUUCUCAUGGAGGUUCUUGUUUCCCUUUCCUUCUUUUCAUGUUUGUGUUCAUGGGCUCAGCAGUUUUUUCCCUUUUUUUCCUCUUUUUUUUUUCCCCUUUCUCCUGUCAGUACUUUGUCUCCUCAGGACAUUCUAAACUCUGGUUUACAAAGACUGUUCUUGUUGUCCUGGCUUUCUGCGCCCUUUCCUGGUUGGCUUUCUGCGUAGCAACCAGAACCCUCACAAAUUGCUAGAAACAUGUGAAGCUAGAAACAAGGUGCUUAUCUCUGCUCCUGACUUCCCAGCAGCUUUUCCUGCAAGUGAAUAUUUACUUCCUUAUGGUUGUGGGGAUUUUCUUCUCUGUUUUCUGGCAGCUUUGUUCUUAUUUCAGCUGCUUGGGAUGACUCCUCUCUGCCUUUUCUAUUAGUACCAAAGGCCACUGGUUCUGACCUCUCCUCUUUCUUUUGUAUUUGACCAAAGGGUGUCAGAUCACCCUCAAGCUGACAUACAGUGACAGCUCAUUGAAUUCUUGCUUUUCUUCACCUCAUAUUUUUAAAUCUUUGUCUGCCUAGUUUAUGCCUUGUGCAUUAACUAAGAUACAGCUACCAUUAAUGUGUUUGUGGCUGUGCUGCCUUUCCUGUUGAUUGACACUUUUCCAAGUUCUCAGUUGCUGGUGGAAGUCUCAAUGUUUCCUUUCAUAAUGAGUUUUUCCCUGAAACCUUUCAGAUGUUUGUUGCUUCACAUCUACGAGGUUUUGUUUACAUUUGAUGAAAAGUGCUGGUGCUUAGACUUAAGUUUGUGCCUUGAUUUUUAUAUCAUCCCUGACCUGUUCUUCCAGAAUCAUCACCUUGGUGAGCAAACCUGCUUAAGGAUUAUAGUUUAUCUACUUUUUUUGUACUACCUCAUUCCUCAUUGUUAAAAUGUUCCUCCUCUCAUCUGUGAAGCUGAUUGAACUGCUCCCUUCCAAUUUAGAUUUAAUGAAUUAUUUGUUGGUUCUUCAUUUGUAUCCUACUUUCCUGUCCAUCUUUCUCAUUAUUUCCAAGCUGCUUCCUCUUCUACAACUUCAGGUCUUCCAAAAUGUCUUCCUUUUCCCACUUUUUCUGGCAUUGUGUAUUUUUAAAAUGCAUUAUUAAAAAUUUGUCUUAU